Molecule: messenger RNA, 732 nt
Organism: Malania oleifera
Lineage: Eukaryota; Viridiplantae; Streptophyta; Magnoliopsida; Santalales; Ximeniaceae
Exons: 2
Coding region: 1-732 (243 amino acids)
Source: RefSeq, a predicted model, not a curated record
AUGCCUGUAGCAAAAUAUUUUGCAGAUUUUAGUAUGUUGGGUGUGAUAGUGAGUUAUGAUGAAAGAGUUCUGAAACCGCUUUAUUCCAUUUGCAGGAUGGAUCCUAGGAGUAGUAGUGCACAUGCUGGGGGUGAUGAUGCAAGGCCUUCCAAUAUGGGUGGUGGAGAUCAUGAUGCUGUAUUACGUAGCGUCACCCAGCAGGCGAUGGCAGAGAUGGCUAAAGGUUUAGGGGAGCAGAACUGCACGAUUGAGCAGUUCACGCAUAUGAGACCUCCAUCAUUCUCUGGAGGGGCUAACCCACUUGUGGCUGAGAACUGGGUUCAGGACAUAGAGGAUAUGUUGACAGUUCUUUCAUGUACAGAUGAGUAUAAAGUACUCGGUGAUGUGGAGCCUCUUCAAGGAGAUCUUUUUCAAGAGGUACUUCCUGCUACUAUCAGAAGUGUGAAGGCAGUAGAGUUUUUGCACUUAACACAGGGACCGAUGACAGUAAAGCAGUAUGUAGCUAGAUUCAUUAAGUUGUCUCGGUUUGCUCCGUAUUUGGUACUAGAUGAGGAAAGGAAAGUGAGGAAGUUCGAAGAAGACCUGAGACAGAGUCUGUUUGAACAGGUUAUAGGCUUUCGGGCUCAAAUAUUUGCAAAGGUAGUGGAUAAAGUUGCAGUGAUUGAUGGUGGCCUUCAGAGAAGUGCUACAGCACAGAGUCGAGGAAAGAGGCCUGCACCUCCAAAUGUUUAG